CAUGGUGCAGUGGUUAGACGUUUUACAACCAACAGUCGCUAGCAUACAGUGUUCAGCAUACAUAAUUUCUGGACAUCGCCGAGGGAAGGAAAGCCUGGCUGCUACACUGUGCUGCAGAGGAGAGGAGAUAAGCUGACAGGGAGAGAGCAAGAGAGAUAAAGAGAGCGAAAGAGAAAGAGAGAGAGAGAGAGAGAGAGAGCGAGAGCGAGAGAGAGAGGCUGAUUGUGGAGACGGGGGUCACGGUGGGGUUUCAUACAGCCAUGGAGCCACUCAUGACCGAGGCUCACUGCUCAACCGUAUCACGAAACCUCGAGGAUAUAAGGGAUGAGGACGUCGAGGCAUCGCUGAGACUACUUGACGAUGUUCUAGCGGAGUUUGACUUUGAUUCGAUCAGUCUUCAUAGUAACGGUGAAGGCGAUGAGAGUGGCGGCAAGCUGAGCAGAGCCGGAGAGACGGCCAGGGAUGAUGACAUUCCACUCGACUCGAUUCGCAGUAAGGUUCCGCCACCUACACCAGACGAAGCCGCAAAUUUCUUUGCUUCUCUGUUUCACAAGAGGACUGACAACCGGAGAGAGAGCGACGACGAUGACUCGGAGACCAGAGAUAGCAUCUCCACUAUGGUUGACAUCCAUACAAUAGGUAACGACACGAAGAGGUCGACCAGCAGCAGUGGUAGCGCUCGCAGCAGUCAGGCACCGUCCAGCACCGGAUCAUCAGAACUCUACCCUCGCAAGGACGAGGACUUGCUCGAUGUCCCCACGCAGUCUCGCUCGAGCAGUAGAUCGAGUAGCACGGUGAGCGGGUACGCGAGCAGCACCCACGAGACGGCGCUGCCGCCGCGCGCCGACUGCGCCGACCGUGGCGACGCCACGCGCACGCGCCCCGAAGCCAUCCCCGUGCCGCCGCCGACCGUCUCCUUCCUGCACAAGUUUGCCGCCGACGUCGCGUCGUCGCGCGCGUCGCAAGACUCGAAGUCGUCGACGAGUCCCGGCUCGUCGCACAGUGGCAGCAGGGAGAGCCUCCUGAGCGACUCGCCAGUGCCACCUGUCGACAGAAGUUUGAAACAACGAGCGCGGCAGUCGACGGGGGACAGCGGGAUAGACGUGGCGACGCACGAGUGCGACGCAGCGGAGAAGGUCGAUAGAGGGCAGCACGAGAGGGCCUCGCCUCCUGCGCAGCAGUCUCCGAAGAGGUUCGAGCGAGGUCACUACAGGUCAACGAGUGGGACGUGCCUCCCCCCUCCCCCAAACGUGGAGGUGGAGGAGAUUAGACUGAGUCCAGAUGAAAGGUUACCUAGCCCUCCGGAUGAAGCGAAGGCGAACAGGUUUGCCGCCGACAGGAAGCCACCGCCGCUCAUCCCUAAGCGAAACCCGAAGACGCGCCUCAGCUACGCGUCGCCCGCCGACACGCGCAGCGACUGUGGCGCCACCUGCACGUGCACGUGCAACUGCUACCUGCUGGACGACUGCCCGCAGUGUAGCAGCGAUCGUGCGGCGGCGGCAGCGGCGCUCACGAAGCCUCGCGUCCUCACUACGUUCGGUGGCAGGCGACCCGGCGGAGGUCCUCCCGUCGAUAUGGUGCGCUGCAGCUGCGGGGAGGUGGUGCCCGUGCAGAGUGCCCACCGGCAGGUGGCGCCGGCGAUCGACUCGCCGCGCUACGACGACGAGACGGAGUCGUACAUCCGCACGAUACUCCACAACAUACACCGCGACGGCGACGGCGACGCGCGACAGAUGCCGCGCGGUCGGCCGCUCUCGCACGUGCCCACCGCCGCGCACGACGCCUUUCGGCCGUACCAGCGCUCGCAGUCGUUCUCCCCCGAGCCCCAGGUGCGGGUGACUCAUCACGAUUCGACGCAGAAGAAGAAGUGCAAGAAGGCGAAGGACGAACAAAAGAAGCGAGAGAGCAAGAAAGCGGCGAAGAAGGCGGCAGCGGCGGCGGCGGCGGCGCGGAAACCCGACGUCGACAUCUACGGUGCGAUUCCGCAGACGUCGAUGAUGGAACACUACGGACUGAACGUGGAACUCGUGCACGACCCGACGAACUACUCCCGCCAGAUGCAGCACCACGCGGCGACGCAGCAACGCAGUCAGUCACACGACCGCUACACGAGCAGGCUGCAGUCCAAGGAGCGGCGACAUUCGCCGCUGCACCACUCCCACGCUCACCACUCCUCUGCUCACCAUUCCCCCGUUCACCGCGCCAACCAGCCUAGUCCGAUAUCGUCCACGGCGAAAGGUUUGCCCGACAGGAGCCACCGCCGCUGCAUCCCUAAGCGAAACCCGAAUGACGCGGCCUCGCUACGCGGUCGCCGCCCGCAACAAGCGCAGCGACUGUGGCGCCACUGCACGUGCACACGUGCAAGACUGCUACCUGCUGGACGGGACUGCCCGCAGUGUAACAGCGGGAUCGUGCGGCGGCGGUCAGCGGCGCUCACGAAGUCCUGCAGCUCGCUCACUGACGUUCGUGGCAGGCGACUGGUGGAGCCUCCCGUCGAGUAA
Messenger RNA from Priapulus caudatus, 2501 nucleotides. Its product is annotated as serine/arginine repetitive matrix protein 1-like. The record is from RefSeq and is a predicted model, not a curated record. The transcript is spliced from 7 exons. The coding region runs from base 261 to 2501 and encodes 746 amino acids. NCBI's taxonomy places the organism in Eukaryota, Metazoa, Priapulida, Priapulimorpha, Priapulimorphida, Priapulidae.